This is a messenger RNA of Psylliodes chrysocephalus, 2769 nucleotides long. The record is from the annotation of a GenBank genome assembly. Lineage: Eukaryota; Metazoa; Arthropoda; Insecta; Coleoptera; Chrysomelidae.
CGUUUAGAAAGUUUAUCGGUGCCGCAUAUUCCUCAAGAGAACAAUAUUAAGAACCGUGGUUGUUCUUGGUUAUCUUUGGUCAAUUGUUGUUUGUUAUCCGCACUUUGGUGAUGUCGCUACUAGAGAGCUUUCCUCCAAUUCGUGUAAUUUGCAUGUCGCCAGUUUCAGUCUGUCGAAACUGAUCUUUUCAGAGAUAUUGUGCAGGUUAAGAUCAACGCAUCGUGAAAUUGAAAUUCGAAAUCCGCGCUUGGAUUACGUUCAGUUCACCGUCGACUUCAAUUAUUAUUAUUUUUUUUAAUUUUAAAUUCGAAAUUAAUUUUUAUUUUUAAUUAAUAGAACUGAUACAUAUUUAUAUUGAGUGUUGUAUCUGGCUGUUAAGGAUUUCUACCCACACGAAAGCAGGUGCAUAUUUUGCGAAAGUGUCAUGUGUUUCUUUGGAAAAGUGCUGUUCUAGAUAAUAACGAGAAUGAAUAGGCCGUUAGGCCUUUGGAUACUUUUAUCAGCAGGUAUUUUAUGGUUUUAUACACAAAAUGUUCAUGGAGCGAGAGCGACUUCUUUAAUUUUUGGAAAAUCGUCAACCACUAGUACCACUACAAGUCGAACAACCACAUCUUCAGAAGACAAAACAGAAGAAGAGCCUGACACAACAGAAACAGAUGGCGAAGCAAGUGGCAAUAGUACGAAACCUGUUCUUACAGGCAUACCACAAAUAGACUAUAUAUGGGAUCCAAAUCUUCCCAAAGAACUGAAUGGAUACAACUUAUCCGACUAUCCUUUUUAUGAAAGGGUUCCGGCAAAUAUAACCUUCAAGUGCGAUGGAUUACACGAUGGAUUUUAUGCUAGCGUACUACACAAAUGUCAGGUUUAUCAUCACUGUCUUUCUGGCACAAGAUUCGACUUUCUAUGUGCCAACUACACGGCUUUCGACCAAAAGACAUUCAUUUGCCACUUUGCUUCUGAAGUAGACUGUAACAAUUCAAAAAGGUUUUGGCACAGGAAUGAUGCACUUUAUCAAGCUGCAUCAACUACUACAAGUAAGCCAUUGGUUAUUCACACAACUCCUCCUCCACCACUCCAACCAGCAGGCGGUGCACCUGCUGUGGCACCUCCUGUUCCUGGAUUAGGUCAAAGGAGAGUAGUAGGAAGACCUUAUCGAAGAAGGAGACCUUACUACGAAUACUAUGAUGAUUAUUACGAUGAUUUUUACUACGAUGACAGACCUAGAUCCAGAGGAAGAAAGAGACCAAGACCCCGACCAAGGCCUUUAUAUGACGACGAUUAUGAAGAUGAUUACGAGGACGAAAGGUAUGAAAGGAGGGGUGGAGGAGGACGUAGGAACGAGAAUAGAAGACCGUCUAAUAGAAGACCUAACAGGGGAAGGAACAAAGAUAGGCCGCGGUAUGAUUAUGACGAUGAUGACGAAGAAGUCGAUAAGUAUGAAGAAGAUUCAAGUCGAAGAAAGCCCUUAGAUUCUAACAAAAAAUCACAUUCUAAAACAAGACCAACAGAUAACAUAAGCAAAGAAAAGAAGGAACAGAAAGAACCAAAACCAUCGCCUAAAACAGAAACAAAAACAAUUAUAAAACCAGUCAGCGGAACUAUCUACGAUCGACCUAGAGUAGCUCCAAAAAUUAAACCACCCGUCCCGAAAAAUGAAGCAAAUAAGUACGCUUACAAACCGAUAUCUACAACAGCAACAACUUAUAAGAGUCCAGAAUAUGAAGAUUCGUACGAAGAAGUUACACCAAAGAAAAACGAAAGUACAAGUAGGAAGAAACAGACUAUUCAAGCAAACAAAUCUACAGAAAGUAGCGAAUCCCUUUCUUAUAAAAAUAAAAAGAAACCUACUGAGGAUUAUUACUACGAUUACGACGAUGACGAAGAAUUUUAUUCCAAUAGUAAAGACACCAUGAAAGAAAAAGAUAUUCGUAAGAUGUCGACCACUAGUACUUCCACUACAAGUACUACGACCACCACAACCACUACUACUUCAACUACUCCCCAUCCAAUCGAAAUUACCGAACCCUUACCUCAAUUAGACCAACCUGUAAUAAUCAGGUUGGUUAAGAGGCCAUUUUUACCGAGCAGAGGUGGUAAUCCUUACUCGUCAAGAGGACUACAACCUGUAGGAACUCGCGCUUUAAUGCAUGUUCCAGAAAUUAGUACAGAACCGAAAUUCGAAACUGACUUUAGACCCGUAGGUCCAGUAUUGGAGAGUAGAAACCGUGAUAAUAGAGAAGAUUAUUCAAUGGAUUCAACGAAAAAGUAUGUACAGAAGGAUUAUGAAGAGAGGAGAGUGCCACAAGCUCCUAAACCGCAGUACAAAAAUCCCCUUGAUAAUGUUGAAGAUUACGAUGUUACUCUUAACGAUGCAUUGAAUCCUACAUUACCAAACCUCCCUGUUCGAGGUUAUCCUACUGGUUUUGAUGUUCAAAGCGAGUUCGCUUACAAUAACAAUUAUCAAAGGAAUAGAUUCCCUUCUGACCAGACUGUAGCACCAACAAAUUCUGAUUAUGUAUUAAAAAGUAAGCCGCAAAGAUACGAGAAUCCACAAAGUAGUCGAGGAAGCAUUAGAGAGCAGCCUGUACAAUCUAAUGCUAAUUAUCGAGGAGGGUAUUACAGUGUGAUAGAAGAUAAUUACAGGCCUAGACAAAUUCAAAAUACUCAACUUUAUUAUACGAGAUAUUGAUUUAUGCUCAAGAGCCAUAUGAAAUUACGUCUAAUUUAAAUUUAGUUAGAUUAUAUUUUUAAGAAUAGAAAUUCCGGUGU